CAAGAAGAGGCAGUGGCGGUGGCGGCGAGGGUUAAGAGCAGAGGGGCCCCGGGGCUGGAGCGCCCCCUGGUGGUGGGGCUGUGCGGUGCGCUCGGCUCCCCUCGCCAUGAACAUCGACGUGGAAUUCCACAUCCGCCACAACUACCUCUGGGCCCGGCUGCCGGCUAGCGUGAAGCAGGCUCUUGGAAACUCUCAGAGGGAAUAUGAAAGGCAGGUUGUACUCUACAGCAUCCGCAAUCAGUUACGGUACCGGAAUAACUUAGUUAAGCAUGUCAAGAAAGAUGAACGUAAAUAUUACGAGGAUCUGUUAAAAUACAGCCGUGACCACCUGAUGUUGUACCCCUACCAUUUGUCUGACAUAAUGGUGAAAGGACUGAGGGUAACACCGUUUUCGUAUUACACGGGCAUAAUGGAGGAUAUAAUGAACAGUGAAAAAAGCUAUGAUUCAUUACCCAACUUUACUGCUGCUGACUGUCUAAGACUUCUUGGUAUAGGAAGAAACCAAUAUAUAGAUCUAAUGAACCAAUGUAGAUCUUCUAAGAAAUUUUUCAGAAGGAAAACUGCGCGUGAUCUGUUACCUGUGAAACCUGUGGAAAUUACCAUAGAAGCUUGGUGGGUUGUGCAGUCUGGCUACAUCACUGAGGAUGACAUCAAGAUUUGUACUACAUCGGAAAAGUCUGCUAUUGAUAAGAUAAUUGAUUCAGGUCCUCAGCUUGCUGGUUCACUGGACUUCAAUGUAGUUCACAGCUUGUAUAACAAGGGAUUUAUUUACCUUGAUGUACCAAUAUCUGAUGACAGCUGUAUAGCAGUGCCACCACUUGAAGGUUUUGUGAUGAACAGAGUGCAAGGUGAUUAUUUUGAAACACUCCUGUACAAGAUUUUUGUUUCAAUAGAUGAACACACUAAUGUGGCAGAGCUUGCAAAUGUCCUGGAGAUUGACUUAUCUUUAGUAAAGAAUGCUGUGUCCAUGUAUUGUCGAUUAGGCUUUGCUCAUAAAAAAGGCCAAGUCAUAAACUUGGAUAACCUUCAUCUAUCGUGGAAGAAUGUUCCUUCAGUGAACAGACUGAAGAGUACUUUGGAUCCUCAGAAGAUGCUGCUUUCGUGGGACAGUGGGGAAAACAGAAGUCCUGUACAGGAAGCUGGGUCUUCAGCCACAGAUACAGACACCAACAGUCAAGAUGAUCCAGCUGAAACAGCCAGUGUGAGCAGCCUGAAUCUGUCCAGCGGACACACAAAGCGUAUUGCCUUCCUGUUUGAUUCUACCCUCACUGCCUUUCUAAUGAUGGGAAAUCUUUCACCAAACUUGAAAAGUCAUGCGGUCACUAUGUUUGAAGUAGGGAAACUGUCAGAUGAGUCCCUUGACAGUUUCUUGGUGGAGCUGGAGAAGGUUCAAAGCACAGGUGAAGGGGAGGCACAGCGGUAUUUUGAUCACGCACUUACACUGAGAAACACAAUACUGUUUUUACGGCAUAAUAAAGACUUAGGGGCACAAGCUGUACAGCCUGACCAACCAACUAACGGAUUUCCCUUGGAUCUCUUACGAUGUGAGAGUUUGCUUGGCUUGGAUCCAGCUACCUGCAGUAGAGUUCUCAACAAAAAUUAUACCCUACUGGUUUCCAUGGCACCACUCACCAAUGAAAUUCGACCUAUUAGUAGCUGUACACCCCAGCAUAUUGGACCUGCAAUACCAGAAGUCAGUUCAGUUUGGUUCAAACUGUAUAUUUACCACAUAACUGGACAAGGACCACCCUCUCUAUUGCUCUCUAAAGGAACACGUCUUCGAAAACUUCCAGAUAUUUUUCAGGGUUAUGAUCGCUUACUUAUAACAUCUUGGGGUCACGACCCAGGAGUAGUUCCUACUUCAAAUGUGCUCACAAUGUUGAAUGAUGCUUUAACGCAUUCAGCUGUUCUAAUUCAGGGGCAUGGUAUGCAUGGAAUGGGAGAAACUGUGCAUAUACCUUUUCCAUUUGAUGAAGCUGAGCAGCAGGGAGACUUCUCUCGUGUGAACAUGGGCAUUCAUUCAGCUUUAAAGAUAUUGAGGAACAAGGUAGACUUGCAGCAUUUUUGUGGCUAUGUCACUAUGCUGAAUCCUACAAGUCGACAAGCUAACAGGAAGCUGAGUGAUGCUUCUGAUGGAAGAGGGGAUGUUGAUCUAGCAUCAGGAUCUGAUGUAAACGGGAGUACAGAGUCAUUUGAGAUGGUAAUAGAAGAAACAUCAAUGGAUUCUGCAAUCAAGCAAAGCCUUGAAGGUAAAACUAUGACAAAUAUUUUUAAAUUCUUCUCUUUCACUUUUUACAGCCUUCAAAAACUGUUACAUUCCAGUAGAAAGCUGUCCUUGCAGGUCCUUAAUUUUGUUCAUUCAUUCCAGGAAAGUACUUCAACGCUGGAUCAGCUCCAUGAUGCUGGUUGUUCAAGUUCAAUUUUGCAGCCAACUUCUGCAGAUAUGGGUGUUCCACUUCCUGCCAAGAAUCUCAUGUUCAAAGAAGGUGUAUUAUCUGAAUGGAAUGGACGGUCCCCUUCCUCGGUUUUUAUUUCAACCACUUCUAAGGAACAGGUCAAAUAGAGAUUCUCACACAUUGAUCACUCUAUGCCUUUCUUCUAUUAUGGUUGUUUUAUAGUGCCAACCACUAAGAAGUGUACUGUUGCUGCAGCAUAACCCAUGUAAAAGUAGUGUUACAAAAACGUGCUGUGUUGCAGUAUUGGGGAAUUGCUUAAACUGUCUAGAACUUGUUACUCAUUACUGCGUAUCUUGCUGCAACAGAGAGCUUUUUAGCUGUCAGCACUAUUUUUAUCUUGAGACAAUCUUUCUUUUAUAACUAACCAUGCUGUUUGUAGGCUUUCUGAUGAUUGUUAAAUUUCUAUGCCGUCACCACAGAAUUGCAAUAGUAGUUUUCUAUGUUCGUUACUCAGACAUAAAUUCUGUUUAGUUUUGUACUGUAAUACUGAAAGCCUUUCUGUAUAAAGGUAGGAGAUUUGGCUCUUCCUCUAAAAGCUCAGUGAUACCAACUGUUUAAAAAAUGUAUCAUGGUGAUACGGAGCAUUAAGAAUUGUUGAAUUAUGAAGUUCACCCUAAUACUGUGGCCUUGACAAAUCAGCACAGUAGGAAAUUUGAUGCUUUCAGGGUCUAUGUUAGAGCCGGCUUUAAGCCCUGUUGAUGACUAAGGCCAUUUUGAAGAUGGAUGGUGUGCUUUCAUCUCUGGUAAAAUUCAGUGAAGAUGUGGAAUUGUGGGAAGGCUGAAGUGGUUGGCCCUCUCUGUAGAGUUCUUUAUUAUAAUGGAUUUACUCUGUAUGAAAAGGGGAGAUGGAGAUUUGGGACACGCUGGGAGUUGGUUCCACCUUGUUAUUUGACAUUGCUGAUGAUUGCUGUGAGAAAUCUCUUGACGUUGUAAGUUGAUUUCAAGGUAGAUAACUAGAUAUGUUCUGUUGGUUAAUAUUUGAAAGAGAAGAUCUCUUAAUUUUUUUCAUGACUGUCCUUAGCAAAGGAAGAUAGCAGAAGUUGUGUAGGCAGAGACUUCUCUGAAUCUGUUUUCUUUUCAACCAUUAGCUGUUCGUUCUGACAAACGUUAUCAGCGCACUGUUUCAUCUAAAAUAAUAUUCUGGCUCUAUUUGUAGGGGAUGAUAUUGAUUUCAUUUUGUUUAUAUUGGGCAUUAACAACUUCUUUCCAGCUUAAAUAAAAGUCUGUUCCUUUUAGCACACAAGGAAAUGAGAUGUGGAAUACUAAAGCAUCCAGGUGACUAAGAACUCUGCCAGCUCUCUUCUUUGCUGGAACUGCCUUGCUAUAAAUAAUGUCAAAAUAGGACGACCAUCCUGUCUUUACUAGCCUGCGUUACGUAACGGACCAAGAAUCUGCGGCGUUGAUGAUGCUGGAAAAUAACAAGGAGAAAAAUGACAACGUUUGGGUUUGUAUCCUGUUCUUUGUAGCUGUAAGAAAACAUAUAACAAGUUUGAAAAGGGAAAAUGUACCACAAGAGAAUAAUGCAGCGACUGCAGCUGACACUGUGAAAGUCCCUUUAUUUUCUCCUUGGCAUUAUAUACAUUCCUGAUGUGUAAGUGUGGGACGUGUGCUUUAAGAACUGGAAGUCUGUAGUACUACAGUUUGCUCAUUGCUGCUCUUUUCUUUUUAUGUGUAUUUUUACAUCUGUUGUGUUAUGUAUUUUACCAACAUCAACUGAAUUUAGUAUUCUGCGUGAAUUACAGAGCUAGGUUACAGAAAAUUAUUUACACUACAGUUACUUUUGUACUGGAAGUGCUUAUUUUUUCAUAGUCUUUUUUUAAGUUGUUUUUCCCUCAAAGGAAUUGAAGAGGAACUGAAUGUCAGUCUGCUAGAAAUUGCAGAGAAUAUAGGUUUACUGUGAGUUGUUAUGUGAAGAUUAAUUCAAAAUCGAGCUGUAGGGGAACUAAGCAGUAGAUGAUGAUUUACACUUUCAGUACCAUAGACAAUACUUUCAGUGCUACAGUGAACUGUAAUAGAUGAGCUAGUUUGGCAUACUGUAUUAAAUUUUGCCAUGCACAAUGUCUAUACAAGCACAGAAUUGAUGACAGUACAAGUUAAUCUGCUGUGUGAAAGUCUAAGAAUGGAUUAAAUUUUCUGUUCUCCUCACUGCCUACUCUUCAGUGUUACUGAGUGAAGGAUGUUACUAGGUUCUAAAUAAAAAUAGUCUGCUCUUCAGAGUUGUUUAAUACCCACAAAUCUUGCUGUUAAUGGUGAAAAUUCCAGAUACGUUGGCAAUUUUUAGAAAUCAAACUACUAUAAUUUAGGAGCUUCAACACUAGUUUAGAGCUUGAAUGUUCAAGUCUUCAUAUUUGAAGUUUACUGAAUAGAUUGCAACCAAAGAAGUCCACAAAAUACCUGAAACUCUACUACGGCUCCAGUGCUUGGGAUGGUCCAGAGACUCAAAGUAUGUGAUUUUCGUUUUAAAUGUGGUGUAAAAAAUAAGGUCUCCAAGAUCUUCAUACCAAAAGAAUCUAUUUUAUAUUGUAUCGCAAAUAAAGUCUAAUGAAAUCAGUUUCUUUUUUUCAGGCAGUUUUAUUGAAAGUCGAUGAAAAAUCUCACGCAUUAUAACAUUGCAAGUUGUUUGAAGUUUGUCUUCACAACAUCAAUUUUUAACUUGAGAAGUUGGCUUUGUGCUCUGGCACAACCCAAGUAGUGGUUAUUCUAGAUGAGUGUACUUGGAGGGCUUCAAGAGCCAACUAGAAAGUGUGUGUUACUUGUUCUCAGAUUUCUGAUCAUGAUAUAUUAUUUCUUGUUUUUCUUUUUUCCUUUUCCACCAUUGUUCUCAGAUCUUCCUUUUGCUUGUACAGUAUUCUUGAUGGUUUGUAUUUCGAAGGUUUUUAAAGUAUGGCUGUAACUGAAUACAGUUGAAUUCUUCUGGUGUGACAUUCUUAACAUUAUACAUUGAAAUGUACAGUCUGUGUUCAAUUAAAUUAUUGGCACAUGUAACAAUUGUUUACAAAUAAACUGCCGUAGGUAAAACCA
Molecule: messenger RNA, 5477 nt
Organism: Centrocercus urophasianus (Greater sage-grouse)
Lineage: Eukaryota; Metazoa; Chordata; Aves; Galliformes; Phasianidae
Gene: FAM91A1
Product: family with sequence similarity 91 member A1
Exons: 23
Coding region: 107-2563 (818 amino acids)
Biological process (GO): intracellular protein transport
Cellular component (GO): cytoplasmic vesicle; trans-Golgi network
Source: RefSeq, a predicted model, not a curated record